AUGCUAUUUGGACCGUAUGUUAAAGCCCUUGACGCCUUUCUGCAAUCUGGAUGUAAUGGAAAUGUUGUUGUGGUUGCUCAGUAUCUGAAAGUGAAAUUGUAUAAUGGAAAUGUCCAACUUCAAAAUGCAAUGAACUCUACCAAGCUUUUGUUAAACCCUGAAAUUCUUGAGGCCGAUAAUUUAAAGGUUCGCGAUAACAUUGGUUCACCUACACAACCAUUCAAUUAUAUGAAAGGUGCUUCAGAGAUGAGUUUAGAAGAAGAAUUUUUGAACUUGAGUCAACACAAAACUAUUGAGGAACUGAAGGAUUGUCAAGAUAAUAUUGUUUGUAUUGUGUUAGGUAUAAUCAAACAUGUUAUUGGUGGCAACGUUUGGUGGUAUGCUAAAUGUGUCUGUAACAAGAGCGUUGUGACAGACUUUAAAAGGAUUUUCUGCACUAAAUGCGAAAAGCAUGUUUGGACAAUUGUGCCAAAGUAUUUCAUUGCUAAUUAUGUUUAUACUUUGUUAAUGAAUAUUGUUUAUGUUUAUUGUUGGAAAUCCACCAAUACUCUAUGA
Vicia faba (fava bean) is the source of this 555-nucleotide messenger RNA. NCBI's taxonomy places the organism in Eukaryota, Viridiplantae, Streptophyta, Magnoliopsida, Fabales, Fabaceae. The record is from the annotation of a GenBank genome assembly.